CAGUCUCCAAUAUUCGACAAGUCUUGUGCAUGUAUACUUACUUUAUGAUACAAACAUAUUCUGUCACAGCCACUCGGUCUAUUAAUGAUCACUCCAGCCUGAAUUAAACUGCUAAAGUAUGCUGUCUUAAGCCCUCCGCAAAGAUCUUACAUGAGAUUUUGGCGACGAGGUUGGCAUGGCCUGCUCAUCCUAGCUCAUGGAAUACCAAGACCUCUAAUACUAAAUACGAUGUCGCAUUACAAGUAGUUGAAUCCCUUGAGUUGCGCUUUAAUUCUCCGGCUCCUUAAUUUGUCCAUCUGAAGCUUAGGAAGAUCCAAAGCAAAUUUACACCGGCUGCUCCUAGAAUACAACUCGAUCGAGGGCGAUCAAAUCAGGACCACGAUGGAGCAGAAGGUGUAUGUUCACAAUGGAUAAAUGGUGCCAUAUCUAUGAUCAGUAACAUCUAGGUAAAUCAAGUAAAUCAAGGUUAAAAAAAUCCAAAAACCAAAAAAGAUGGCUUAUAAACGUCAUGAGGGCUCCAUAUCUCAUCUGACAGAGAAGGAGUUAUCACCGUCAAUUCCCCGUUUUUUCCAUGUACUGAAUGAUGCUCAUGUCUUACAUGCACUGCGCUUGCCAUCUUCAUUUGCUCCAAAGGUGGAGCACUUGGUGGACCAAGAAAUCCUCCUUGAGGAUUUAUGUGGGCAGAUAUGGCCUGUGACUCUAUCAUAUGUUGACAAUGCAUUAUCAUUCGCAUUGGGAUGGGAAAUAUUUUAUAGGGACCAUGCUCUUGAGGGGGGAUGUUCCUUGAUAUUUAACUAUGUAGGAGAGAGGCACAUGUCUGUUCAAAUAUAUGAUCCAAGUGGUUGCGAAAGAACUUGCUUCACCUAUCCAGUGCGACAACUGAACAAUCAGAACUGCUAUAAUGUUGGGGUUGAGGAGAUUUCUGAAAUGGGAUCAGCUCCUCGAACUGCAGCCAUGGGGAUGCCUCAAAGAAAGGGAGUCUCUAUUUCCGAUAUCCAUAAUGGGUUUGGGAAGCCGAUGGGAGGUAUUGCCAAGGAGAAAAUGGGUGCCUCCGGGCAAGUAAUCCUAACGAAGGUAGAACUUGUGCAUGUAAAACAAGAAAUUUGUUUGGAAGAGGAAAUGGAUGCAACCCCAUCUGCAAAUGCUAGCCACUCAUCAAAGGACCCUAUUAGCCCACCGCCCGUAUAGUGUUUGCUUUCUUUAUUUCACUAUUAAUUACAUCCAAUCUUUUGAAACAUUCUAAAUUCUUGCAUUUGUAACGCAAUAGAGUUGACACAUUCAGAUAGGAGCUCUAUGGAUCUAUUCAACUGUAAGUCUUUCCCCUCCCAACCACCUGGAUUUUAAUAUCGGUUCUGUGCUUAAAAACAUGGUGUUGUGUGCAUUUUUUUCUUAGAAGAUGUGAGAGAUUUGUGUUUUAUUUGAUCAAAUGUGUGCUUGUUUAUAUGGGUUAUGAAUUGCUGGAAUUGAUCUAUUUUGCUUUUUUGGCCAUUGGGUUAUGUUGUAAUUAAAUUUGAGUCCUACUGGUAUUGAUGUGUUUUAUUGUUUUUUAUUUGUUGGAAUUGAGCCAUGCUGCUUCCCAUUUGUUGGUUUU
Andrographis paniculata is the source of this 1591-nucleotide messenger RNA. RefSeq names its product B3 domain-containing protein Os12g0591400-like. Gene Ontology annotation, molecular function: DNA binding. The record is from RefSeq and is a predicted model, not a curated record. The transcript has 7 exons. Bases 493 to 1188 code for a protein of 231 amino acids. NCBI's taxonomy places the organism in Eukaryota, Viridiplantae, Streptophyta, Magnoliopsida, Lamiales, Acanthaceae.